Molecule: messenger RNA, 381 nt
Organism: Effrenium voratum
Lineage: Eukaryota; Dinophyceae; Suessiales; Symbiodiniaceae
Source: the annotation of a GenBank genome assembly
AUGGUGUCCUUUGCGCAGCCGUCCUUUUGGCAGAUCAAAUACCUAGUCAACUCUCUGAGCAAAAAGAAUCAGAAGACGAGUCUCACAGAGCUGCACAACCUCAUCGCAGCCUUCGGCUAUGACGCCCAGGUCUUUUAUCUCAGGGUGCUCCUGGAGAGUGUGCCGACGACGCAGCAAGCAGGUGGCAAAGGCUCCACCCAGCUGCUGGUGCUCUCCAGUGAGCUCAAGGACAUGGAGAACGAGGAGCAGUUCGGGCAGGUGCUUUGCCAGGCCAUCGCAGAUUACAAGGAAUCCAUCACGGAGGAGUUUCUGCAGACCUUGUGCAAGGCUGGAAUGAUUGACUGGCAAAGGGGAUGUGAGGACUUGGGCGGACAUCUUUAG